Messenger RNA from Belonocnema kinseyi, 9372 nucleotides. It is a transcript of the gene Oatp74D, whose product is annotated as solute carrier organic anion transporter family member 74D. Gene Ontology annotation, cellular component: membrane. NCBI's taxonomy places the organism in Eukaryota, Metazoa, Arthropoda, Insecta, Hymenoptera, Cynipidae. The transcript is spliced from 13 exons. Gene Ontology annotation, biological process: sodium-independent organic anion transport; transmembrane transport. Gene Ontology annotation, molecular function: protein binding. The record is from RefSeq and is a predicted model, not a curated record. The coding region runs from base 836 to 3016 and encodes 726 amino acids.
GCCGACCACCCACACAACGGCAGAAGGAACGGUUGCCCGGUCGAAAGGGAAAACCCACCGUGUGGCUGCAGUCGCGUCCAGUCGCCCCGUGGGGGAAUCACGUUUUGCGACUUGGCCUUUUCCUCGCGCAAAUAUCAACCUGGAAUCGUCGUUUGGCGUUUUACAACGAGACGAAGGCGGUGUCGACCGAGCUCGGAACUCUGUUGGCAUCAAGGUCGCGUCUAGUGACGAAAGUCGUGCCAAAUGUCAUAUGAGUGUUGUGGGGAUGGUCAUGCCGCAGGUGACGCUUUUUUGGCGUCUCUAGGCACCGCUCUUGGUCCAAUAAGUGAAUUCUAUCAAAUCCUGCUGGAACUUUCACGUGAACACUGGACUUUUUCUCACUCUCUUGGUCAGCCGGUGUUGAUUGUUUUCCUUUUGGCGUGUCUGCUCGUGAUUGUCGUCAUCGUGAGUUGCUUUCACGCAUCAUCUAGGUCGCGAUUGGCUGGCGACUACGCCGACCAUCAACGCGAUUGGCUGGUGUGCGAUAGGUCGCGUGGCGCCGAUUCUCUUCAUGGUGACAAGGAUGGUACGUCGUCUGCUACGGACGAUUUUGCCGGGUGGUCCCUCGAGCAGAAAAGGCAUUGAAUGAGCGAGGGGAACCACGAGGGAGUAGGGGGAGCGACGCUGUUGUGACGGUUCACCUUGUCUGCCUGUUUAGUUCAUUUCUUGUUCCGAAAGAGGUACAGCAUGAAUGAGGUCUGGAGAAAAAACGAUGAGGUCAAUCAAGCGGACCUUAGAAGCAUAAGAGUCGUGAGGACGAGGAGGUCACUUUAGGAAGGAGAAUUCCGAUCCAAUCAUGGUUAUGGCGGGUGAGGAUACGCAAAUGCUAUCAAAUGGAACAGUCGACGCCAUGACGAUCAUUCCGCCUAAUGGAAAGAUGACAAAUGGUAACGGCGUCAUUUGCAUCAAUCGCAAUGGGAACGGCAAGAUCGUCAAUGGCAAAUCGCUGGAAAUUAGUGCACUGGAAAAUGGAAAAUCCAUCAUUCCUUUGGAUGAGAAAUCGGCCAGUUUCGAUACAGAUUUUAUCGAUGAUGAGGUUUCCUGUGGAUGGGGUGUUUUCCGACCCCGAUGGCUUCAAAUCUUCGCCACCAAGCAAGCCUUUUUGGUUACAUUUUGCCUCACCUGGGUGUUACAAGGGAUGUAUUACACGUAUUUUGUUUCUGUGAUAACAACGAUCGAGAAGCUCUUCCAAAUCCAAUCGAAAACAACAGGUAUUAUCAUGUCGGCCACGGAAAUCGGUCAAAUAGGAUCGUCCUUGCUUUUGACCUAUUAUGGAGGUCAGGGUCAUCGGCCGAAGUGGAUAGCUUGGGGUAUGAUCCUCUUCGCCGCGAGUGCAUUUACCUGCUCGAUGCCUCACUUUAUUUUUGGCGAACAAGUGAUGCACGUACAACUUACUUCGGAUCCCACUCCAGUAAAUCUCUGCAAAUUUAUGGACAGACCUGACAACAAGAGUUUGCAAUCACAUACCGACACUGCCGAAUACUGCGAGGGUGACUUUCUCACAGAGCAGAGAAUCCAGAGCAAAAUUACUACGGUGGUCCUGGCGAUAUUUUUCGUAUCCUUAUUGGGUGUGGGAAUGGGUCAAACGGCUGUGAAUACCCUGGGAAUACCCUACAUUGAUGAUAACGUUGCGAGUCGAGAAAGUCCUCUUUAUUUCGCUAUUACUAUUGGUGUAAGAAUAUUGGGUCCAGCUUUGGGCUUCAUUUUGGGUUCCAUGUGUACAAGACUUUAUACGGAUUUGUCAGUUGACCCCCCAAUUACUCCUGCCGAUCCGAGAUGGGUAGGAGCCUGGUGGUUGGGUCUGGUGCUCAUAUCCGCCAUGUUGAUGCUUACAAGUGUCGCUAUGUUCGCUUUUCCCACAAGAUUGCCUACGAGCAAACCACAGCCGAAGAGAGCGGACGCCAAAAAACCUAGUCUCAAAGAUUUUCCUAAAGCUGUGAAGAGGUUGCUUAAAAAUGACAUCCUGAUGUUCAGAACGGCCAGUAGUGUUCUUCAUAUUCUUCCAAUCGCAGGCCUUUACACUUUUCUACCAAAGUAUCUCGAAAGUCAAUUUCGUUUGCCAGCUCACCAUGCGAAUAUGGUUUCAGGUAUCGGGGGAAUCCUAGUAAUGGGCUUAGGAAUCAUAAUUAGUGGAAUCUUCAUCUUAAGAUGGAAGCCAAGUGCUAGGUUCGUUGCUGGCUGGAUUGCCUUCACAGCUAUCAUCUAUGCAGCUGGUAUGGGCGUUUUAAUGUUUGUUGGAUGUACGAUGGAUGAUUUUGCUGGUCUUGUUCCACAACCAGAUGGAAUGUCCAAAUUUGUACCAACCUGUGAUCCAACCUGCGACUGUGAUCGAAAUAAAUUCAACCCUCUUUGUGGUUCAGAUGGCCAAACUUAUUUUUCUGCAUGCCAUGCAGGAUGUUCAAACUAUACGAUCGUCGAUGGAAAAGUAUCUUCGUUUUCAGAUUGCCAGUGUAUUGGUCAAAACCAGACUUACGGAUCAGUAACCUUGAAUACGGCGACGAUUGGUUACUGCCCGCUUGAGUGCAACAACUUCUGGGUGUAUAUGAUUCUGUUUUCUCUUUCCGUUUUUAUUCAUUCGACAAGCGAAGUCGGUUCGAUGCUGCUCAUUCUCAGAUGCGUUGAUCCCAAGGACAAGGCGAUGGCUCUCGGACUCAUCCAAUUUGCCAUCGGAUUGUUUGGCAAUGUACCCUGUCCUAUAGUCUACGGAGCCGUUGUGGAUUCGGCAUGCCUGGUUUGGGAGUACGCAUGUGGAGAACGUGGUGCUUGUUGGCUUUACGACUCAAAUGACUUUAGGAUGUUCUUCCAUGGUACUACGGGUGGCCUCCUAUUGCUGGGCUUCAUAGUGGACCUGGUGGUCUGGUACAAAGCAAGAAAUAUAAAUUUCUCUGACGAACCAGAGAACACCGUUGGCACAACCGAAGAGAUGGCCAACUUAAAAGCUCAGGAUACGCAUGCUGCGGAAAAUGACUACCUUUGAAGUCUACUCUGAAUUUUUCAUGAAGACAAAUACUAGUCUGGAAAUAGAGUGCACCCGUGCCUAUUUCACUAAAUGUAUUUGAACUCUGAAACUCUCCAUCAAUCCAUGGUUAAAAAAUUCCAAGAUAGUUCGAUCGCUUCAACAUCGAAAGUUACUUUCCCUGCUCAAUUUCAAUCUUGCAGCCUCAGGGUCGCAGGAAGCGCUCGUUAUAUUUUUAUUUCAAUAAUUAUAUGACGAAGCUUCGAGAAUACGCUUAGAAGGAAGUAGGAACGAAUGGGAGAUGCCAUAAGAAGUAGGUUUGUGUAGAAGAUUACUGUAGUCUAUAAGAAUGUCGGAACCGUGUAUUUGCAAGUGUACGUGCUUAGAAGUGCCGGGAUGGGGAUGAAAUAUUAUAAUCCAGUGAUUUUUUUAAAUAGAAGAUAUUCAAUUAAAACCAGUGAUUUUUACUAAAAUCUGACAAUUUAUAUAUUUGAUUUAUAUUGUUUGUAUAUUCUGACAAAACUGCAAGUGCAGAACAAUUGGGAGGAAGUAAAGACUUGAUAGGAAACAUUAUUUCUGAAUGUAUCCUUACUUUUAAUUACGGGGGGAAUUUUAAUGUAAACUAUUUUGAAGCAAACUACUUAUAAGGAAGAAAAAUUAUUUUCAUGCCUAAAUGUAACGGUCCUAUCAUAACGCAAUCGUUCGAUAUGAAUGCCACUUUGAGCCGUGCAUUUGCGACAAUUUAAAGAAUUGAAUCAAACACCUGUACAUAAAAUAGAAAGAAAACAGACGUUGAAUAGUAUACGAAGGAAGUUAAUCUUAAGAAGGUAUGAAGCUUCGCUAAUCUCUCGACAUUAUAUUUAUGCAUAGAUUAUUCUGUAUCCAAUGAUAAGCGGAGAAAACCCGAUCAUUCCAUUCGAUCAAUUUAAUUACUUUGCUGAAAAUGAAAGAAAAAUAUUCUGUACAUACAUAACUGCUAAAACCUGUAAAUAGAAGAGUGUAUAUUCGAUUUUCUCAAAGGACGUAGCUCUCAUGGAGCACCAGUCAGAAAUAGUCAGAUUGUUACAUAUAAAGAGGGAUAAACAGCUGCAUUAUUCAAAUUUAUUGUGAUUGAAAUAAUUACUCAUUUUAGAUUUGAAACUCUUAUUAUACUGAAUCGUUUUUAUGCCGCUCCUUUGUAAAUCCGCCAUAUGUGCAUCUCUGUAGAUUGUAAAGUUUUUUCCGAUUGUUCGAUCAUCGUAUAUUUACUAGAGUGCGGACCAGUGUUGGGCAGUAGCAAUUCCUUGAUGAUAUUUGAUGAAAAACGAAAAUCUUUGCCAAUACAAGUUUCACAAUGUUCAUUUUCAAAAUUUCAAAAAGUCCACAAUUUCAAUUAUUUUAAAUCUAAUGAAGUUUUUACACUAAAAUUAUUAUUUGAAUUUAACAUUUAUUUUUAAGGACAUCAGUGAUGUUUUAAUCCAAAAAAAAGAAUGCUUCAGACUUUUAAAUUCAUAGUUUUAUUUUCUCUCUAAAAUAGUAACUGAAAGUUGAUUGAGAUAGAAAAUAGAAUUGAAUCUAGUUCUUUUUUUAAAAUGAAAUUCCCCGACACUAAUACGAGCUAAUGGCGUAAUUAGGAGGACGCUCGGAAAGUUUCAAUGAUUUAAUUUUUUAAAUCAAUUAAUUGACAAACUGUUUGACUUAAAUCCAAUAAAAUGAAAAAUGAAGCGACCUCUUGAUUAAGUCGGUGCCAGAGAAACUAUAUUUAAUUUCGACUUGUAUGCGAUUUAAUUACAUUUCAAUCGAUAGUAAUAAAACUACCUCUUACUCUACGUCGACAGAUUAUUAUUUGAUUUAAUGCCAUUUUAUAGAAAAUUUCGAAAGCAAUCUGACUCGCCAAGACCAAUUGUACUUUUUUUGGAUCUCGAAUGUCUUUCUAAUUAGGCACUACCGUCCGUUUCGCUCGCAGAAAGAAGAAACUUAUUUAUAUGCGUAUAGUUUAAAAUAUGUGUACCUAAAAUUUCUGCAUUAUGCAAUAUUUUCUCUGUAAAAGUAACAAAAUAGAAGAAAACAAGUGCACGGUAUUUAUAUGAUUGUUGUGACGAGGAUCUUAAAGUAAGGUAAAAUAAUAUACGCAUAAGGAAAAAAAUUCUGGCGAAAUACAAAAAAGAAAAGUGGUUAACGUUGACACGAGAUAUUUUUGGAUAUUUUGACCCAUGCAAAAAAGUAAUGGUUAUGAUUGUGCGAUAGUAAUAUUGAUAAUAAUAAUCCUGGUUCUUGUAAUAAUGGUAAUAAUAAUAAUCGUAUAGAGAGAAAAGGUAGUGACGGAAAGGAGUUCUAAUUAAAAGGAGUUCUAUUAAAAAGUAUUUUAAUAUGAAAUUUCUCGGUGUAAUCAAAAUAUUAUAUGAAAUUACAUAAAUUCAGGUAUUCGUAGGUACAAUUUCGAAAUUAAUAUUAGCGAUAAGUCGUUACGGUAUUUUCAAAUUAUCCUAUUCAGGGCAUUAAUAUUAGCAUCCUAGUAUACUCCAUCAUCCUUUGAUCGAAACAAUUACAGAUCACUUGUAAUUUUUUCUUGAAGGCUUGAAAAUGGAUGAAAAAUUUCUGCGAAAGCACGAUGGAUAUUUUUAACGUCGGUCGUAUUAAAUUAACAUACUCGUUGUUUCGAAUCUUGAAAGCAUGCGUAGGAACUAAAAAUAGUAGUUUUUCCUGUAGUGAUCGUCUCGUAAAAAUUGAAGGGGAAUUUUCUGGAAUGCUAUUCAAUAUUUUCAUUAUGUCAUUAAUAAUUAAUAAUAUCGUCGAUUUAGAGUUCGUAAUCAUUCGCGCAAUACAUAAAAUGUGUGGAUAAUAAUCUUUUCUCAUAAAUCAUAUUUUUCUAUUUAAUGAAUUACCUGAUGUGAGAACUUAGCCUUACGAAAUACUGGUUUCUAUAAGAAAAGGAAGAUAUUGGCGCACUCAUAUUUUUUUAAAUCUUCAAAAUUGAUCGUUAUCAAGUAAUCUUAAAGAAAUUAAGUUUUAGUUGUGAAAUUUCGUUCUUAAUUUUGAAGUGCGCAGAUGCCAUCUAUUUUUAUAAAAGUCUAAGAGUUGCUUUUCCUGUGACAGAAAAAGAAUCAUUCGUGUCACAGUUAUUACGAUUAUAAUUAUAUUAUUAUUACUAUUAUUAUUAUUAUCAUCCAUUGUGAUAAUCGUGAAUAGUUUUUAAGCUUAAAAAUAGGAGAUCAACAUAUUAUAGAAGAGUACAAUAAUGACAGGUGAUCAGGGACUGAAAUAAGAAAAUAGGUUUUGAGUCAGGAAUGAAAAAAUAACGAUUUGAUAUGAAAUUCGUUAUUUUAAAUUAUUUUCACUUUUGGUUUAUAAAAUAUGUUUUAGAAUUUCGAACAUUUUUGUGAGAGUGAGAAACUGAUAGAAGAAAGUAGUUUAGUCUAGCAUAGAAUUUAAGCAUUUAUUAUUAAUCUAAUAAUAAAAGUUUGAAGGUUAUUAUUAUCACUAUUACUACUAAUACUAUGAAGACGAUGUAUCAAAUGUGAUGUAGUUUGGAACGUAAUCUCUCUCUUUGAAUUGCAUCCAAAAAAAAUGUUUCCAAUGACAUAUAUAUUCGAUAAUAUCGAAAUAUUUCGUUUUUGUAUCGUAGGAAAUGUAAAAUUUUGAUGCUUUUGAAUGUAUGUAAAACUGUUAUUCCUUAUUCGGAAUGAUUUUUCCAAAUUUAAUGGUAGGUGGAGCUGGAAGCCUAAACAUUUUUAAACUAGUAAAAUAUAAAUAUUGAAAUCGGUUAUUAUUUGACCCUCGCGCGUCAUGUGACAGUUACGAUUUUUUAAACAUAUUUUCGAUCUUUCUUUUAUUUGCCAAAAAUUGAUGCCGUAUUUUUUUAGUACAUUUUAUGUUAUUGAACAAUAGCAUAGAAUUAAAAAUCUAAAAACUGAUCCUAUAUUAUAUAUAGUUACCAUUUCUGGAAAACAUGCUAAUGUUAAUUUUACUACUACGUUUCGAGUUUAAAAACGUUGUGUUUUUUGUUCUAACCUACUACGUAUGGCUCUUGAUUUUAAAUUAUAUAGUUACUCAUAAAACACUAUAUUUUUAGUAAAACGAAUUUGUCUCAAAUCUAAGCGGACUUGAAAAAUAUAACCGCAGAAAAUUAAUAUAAAUUUUGACUAAUUAGGGGGUAGAACUUAAGGAAACAUAAUUGCUAGUCUCUAAUAAUCCUGUGUACAGUAUAAGAACGAAUAAGCGAGCAAAUACGUUUAAUUAUGUGUGCACGUUUUCAGUGAAUAUACCCGCUCGAUUUUUUUUAAAAAUAUUUUUGCCGACUUGAAGGUACAAACAAAGUUUUUAAUUCCAGUUUAAUUAUAUACAGUAGAAAACACCGAUCAAAAUAUAAAUAAUGUUAAAGUUUAUGAAAGGAAUGAAUAAGUAAAAUCUGUGAAAAAUCGAGUUGUGUUAACUUUCUCAGCCAUUUACCACUCGCGAGUGUACACAUAGCGUAACGGUGAUCACUUGGUUAUAUGAAUUAUUUUUAUUACUGUUUUAUUCUUAAUAGUGUUAUAAUUUAAUUGAUUAUCAUCAUUGUAAUUAAUUACUGCGAAUAACCGUUAUAUUACCGAAGCGAGUACCACCACGAUUAAGACUCUGAUGCGUACCUAUAUUUUAUAUAAUAAAUUUGUAUGAUGUUUAUUGAUUUCGAUUAUUAAGGACACUACUUAAGUUUAUAUUAAUAUUAAUAGUGCAGCGUAUGUGCGUGGAUGUCUUGAGUAUAAAUGUAACGUGAAAUUUGGUGUGCAACCUCACAUUCGAUUAAUAAGGCAUAAUCGCGAGAUUUAUUUUAAUUUCUAGGCUGUAAAUGUUAAUAGUCGAAACGUGAAUUUGAUUCUCGAGAAACGAACAAGAAAUGGGAAAUUAUUUACUACACAUAAUAAUUAUCAAAAGGAUCCUCCAUAUGGAAAUUUUGUCUUUCAGUUUUGAUCAUUCUUGAUUUACCUCGACACAUAUUUUAUUUUUAUAGAAAACAAUAAUUCAGAGUUCACUCGAGGUGAACGACAAUGUUACGAAUAGAGACAAUUUCCACUCUGAUGUCGGUAUAAAUCAGUUAACCUGGAAACUACUGUUAUCAAUAUAAUAUAUUUAAAAAAACUAUCAGGAAUUAUUGAAUUGAAUAUUACAUUUUUUUGUAGUUUUAUUAAAUUAAUAGAAAAAGUUUUCUUGGCACAAGAGCAUAUGAAACAUAUGAAAAUAUUUUUUACAUAAACAUAAUUAUUUGGCUGCAAGGUUUGGUAAAGGUUGUCACAAUUGAAUAAUUUUUUAUGCAAAAUUAUACUUUUUGAGAUAAAUGAAAGUACUCUUCACCCUAAAUUCGAGAGAAAAUUCCAUUUGUAUCAAGAAGCAUCAAGUAAAAAUUUCUGUUUAUUACCGAUCUUGAUUGUUGUUAUUCAUAUUAACUGUUAAAGAUGCUUAUGUGGUUCAGGUAGUCUUCUGCUUGUAUCUAUAUCAUUUUAUUCCUUUUCUUAUAAGAAAAAUUGUUCUAAAUAUUCAAUAUAUACAUAUUUAAUGAAGAAAUCUUGAAAGAGAAGUACAGUUUAAAAUCCAGCAUUAAGUGCCUCACACACGUACAAUUGCCACAGACAUGUUUAUAUUUGAUAUAUUAAAUGUGUAUAUAAUACAUACGCACACCCAUACAUAUGUACAGUCCCGGUCCUUCUUUCCUUUUUAUUUUUCAAGUGUAAAUUGUACAGUCAGGACAAAAUCCUGUGAACCUUCAUCCGAUAUCAAUUCCCCAGCACAAAUGAAAAAUAUAUUGAAUAAGAAUAUUUACAAAUAUAUUUAAAAUAUAUUUUCGCUCGACUCGAGAAUUAAGUUCACGUUGCGUUUCCGGUACUCGAACAUGUUGCAUAUAUGCAAGUUGUAUAUUGUCGUAGUUGUAUGUUUUAAAUGCAGAAUUUAAGAAUUUAUCCGUUACAGAAAUCUGACAUCACUAUAAUUACCUCUUAUACGUCUUGUAAAACCAUUAGCUCUCGGAUUAUCGAUCUGCGAAUUUGUAAUGUUGACUUUUAGAUUUUUUAUGCUGGAAAAAAUAAAAGAUCAAACUAAAUACAUUUAAUACUUAAUACUAAUGAGGAAGACUCAACUCAAACUGCCACUUUUUAACUGACGUUUUAUACUCAGUAUUUUUCAGUGAAUUUCUUAAUGCGGAUUUUUAGAAAUUUCAGGAGAUCCUUAUUGGAAAUUGUUUUAGAAUUGAAAGUUUGUUUUUGAACUUUCAACUUUGUGUUUUCUCGAUAAUCCGAGUGUUGAGACUGAUUGACCUGCAACGAGCGAAGGCGAAUUGACAGCUGGUCAUGUCGUCACUAUUGAUUGUAAUUAUGAUUAAUGAAGGACUGGUUUGCUUUUAAUAAAAGGCAUGUGCCAUAAUUAUA